Molossus molossus (Pallas's mastiff bat) is the source of this 1261-nucleotide messenger RNA. RefSeq names its product ST6 N-acetylgalactosaminide alpha-2,6-sialyltransferase 6 (gene ST6GALNAC6). Gene Ontology annotation, molecular function: alpha-N-acetylgalactosaminide alpha-2,6-sialyltransferase activity. The transcript is spliced from 5 exons. The record is from RefSeq and is a predicted model, not a curated record. Bases 77 to 1243 code for a protein of 388 amino acids. NCBI's taxonomy places the organism in Eukaryota, Metazoa, Chordata, Mammalia, Chiroptera, Molossidae. Gene Ontology annotation, biological process: ganglioside biosynthetic process; oligosaccharide metabolic process.
GUGUGAGCCCACAUCCCUGCCCCCUGGGCCACCUGCAGGACGCUGGCCCCUGCCCCUCAGCAGACGCCGGAGAGAGAUGAGUAGCAACAAAGAGCAGCGAUCAGCAGUGUUCGUGAUCCUCUUUGCUCUCAUCACCAUCCUCAUCCUCUACAGUUCCAACAGUGCCAAUGAGGUCUUCCAUUAUGGCUCCCUGCGGGGCCGCAGUCGCCGGCCUAUCAACCUGAAGAAGUGGAACAUCGCCGAUGGCUAUGUCCCCAUUCUUGGCAACAAGACACUGCCCACCCGGUGCCACCAGUGUGUGAUUGUCACCAGCUCCAGUCACCUGCUGGGCACCAAGCUGGGUCCUGAGAUUGAGCGGGCGGAGUGCACGAUCCGCAUGAACGACGCACCCACCACGGGCUACGCAGCGGAUGUGGGCAACAAGACCACCUUCCGCGUGGUGGCCCAUUCCAGCGUAUUCCGUGUGCUGAAGAAGCCCCAGGAAUUCGUCAACCGGACCCCAGAAACCGUGUUCAUCUUCUGGGGCCCCCCAAACAAGAUGCAGAAGCCCCAGGGCAGCCUUGUGCGCGUCAUCCAAAGGGCAGGCCUGGUGUUCCCCAACAUGGAGGCCUAUGCCGUCUCUCCCGGCCGCAUGCGCCAAUUUGACGACCUCUUCCGGGGUGAGACAGGCAAGGACAGGGAAAAGUCCCAUUCCUGGUUGAGCACUGGCUGGUUCACCAUGGUGAUCGCGGUGGAGUUGUGUGACCACGUGCACGUCUACGGCAUGGUCCCUCCUGACUACUGCAGCGGUCCCGCCUGCAGCGCAUGCCCUACCACUACUAUGAGCCCAAGGGGCCGGACGAGUGUGUCACCUACGUCCAGAAUGAGCACAGCCGCAAGGGCAACCACCACCGCUUCAUCACCGAGAAGAGGGUCUUCUCAUCCUGGGCCCAGCUAUACGGGAUCACCUUCUCCCACCCCUCCUGGACCUAGGCUGCCCUGCCUGUGGGGCCCUCACCAGGGACGCAGGAGAGGUGGCUCUCGGCCAGCCACUCGACUAGGGGCCAUGUCCUGGCCCUUCAAGGCUGGCUGGAGUGUCUUCUGGCCAGUUAGGGUCUUGAAGAGGGUGUAUCUUCCAGCCAAUCAGGUCCCGGGGGUAUCUCUUGGCCAAUCAGGGAUUUGGGCUUCGAUGUGGUUAAUCAGGGGUGUCCGGGGAUUUCUUGUCCAGUCAGGGUCUGAGCAUAGUCAAUCAGGGUAUUUCUGAGUAAUGGGAGGCCAAGGA